UAUGAGGUAGAUCGAGCGCCUCUCUCCACUGGUGGGGCGGGAGAGGGGCGGGUACGCGAGCGAGCAAUGGAGGCCGCCGCCGCUUCGUUGCCUAGGCUUAAGCGGGAGUCUCCGCCGCCGCCGCCUCCUUCCGCGGGUGCCAGCAGCCGGGUCUGGAGACUUAGCAACUUGGUCAUGGCCGUCUUCUUCGGACUCGCCGGGGCCGUGCAGGUCAAUGACCCAGAUCCAGGACUCUGGAUAGUUGCCUACUCUGUACCUGCAGCUCUCACACUGGUUGUUGGCCUUAGUCCACCAAUUGCAGACAAUAUUGUGUGGCGGAGUCUGUCAGAUCUACAUUCAGCUGCUUGUCUUGUGGGUUCUGCCAUCUUGGGGUAUUCCUUGUUUACUAAUGCUCAGAAAAGCAUCUUGCAUGAGGAAGAAGGCAGGGAGUUAUUUGGUCUGUUGAUUGUUACCGUCUGGAUGAGCCUUUGUCGUCGUUCAGCCAAAAAUUCCCUGGGUGGGUUUCACUUGGCCAUUGCAAUCUUCCUCUCCCUUUCCCCCUUUGUAAUGUGGCUGUACAUCUACAUGAAUGCAGAGAUGCGAACAUCCUGGCCAUCUCACUGUAAAACAGUUAUUUAAGAAGGUGGAAAUGAAGCAAUCGGUGUUCUAGCGCCUAUUUGCCCAGCUCUGAUUUGUCAGCUGUGCCAAAUCAACAGUGAUCACAGCCAUGGCUGAGAUCGGUUUGUUCCUUUGAGAGUCCGAUUUUAAAUUGUCUGUUAUGUUCUUGAAUGCUGGAAACUGGAGCACAAUUAGAGUGGAAUUUUCUGGAUCCUGGUCUAGAUUUUCAAGGAAAGAAUAUAUCUGCAAUAAGGCCACAUGGGUUAGGGCUGCAUUAACUACAGGCCCUUGGUACCUGCAAGGGAUUGGAUCAAAUGAAAUAGGUGCUUCUGUGGGAGAAGCUGGAGUCUAGAGGUGAUUUGAACUUACUGCUGAAACCAGUGGAGCUGAAGCUGCAGAACAGCCUUGAAGGGACAGCAGUGUUUGUAUGUUUUACAGACUGUAAUUAAAACUACUUGUAAUAGAA
Messenger RNA from Podarcis muralis (Common wall lizard), 1063 nucleotides. RefSeq names its product transmembrane protein 220 (gene TMEM220). The record is from RefSeq and is a predicted model, not a curated record. Lineage: Eukaryota; Metazoa; Chordata; Lepidosauria; Squamata; Lacertidae.